AUUUUUAUAUUAAGUUUAUAUCCCUAAAAAGGGAAAAGGAAUACACCAUCGGAGUGUUUUGGAGGUUUAGCCGGUGCCGGCAGUGAGCUUCAGCUCUCCCGUUCUCUGGCGGAAAUUUCUGAUUCUAUCUUUGGGGUCACAUAAAAGAGGCUGGUGAGUGCACUUUGAGUCGAUUCCCAUGUUUUAUUCCAUCUUUAGAACUAGUUUUCUUCAUGGGAGGCAAGCCAUGGCAUGCCCUCAAAGUUUCAAUCUUUCAAUGAUUAAAAAAUCAACUACUCUUAGAUUCUUCUCCAAGACCUCAAAUCAAAACUCGUUUACAGUUUCAUACCUCAUGAACAAAUGUGGGUUCACCCCAGAAUUUGCUUCAUUUGCUUCAAAAUAUGUUCAUUUCGAAACACCUGAAAGGCCUGAUUCUCUGUUUGCUUUCCUGGAAAAUCAUGGGUUUUCGAAAACCCAAAUCUUAAAUCUCAUCAAAAGAAGGCCAAGAUUGCUUAUUUAUGAUACUGAGAAAACCCUUUUGCCGAAAUUGGAGUUUUUUUACUCUAUAGGUUUUUCAAGGCCUGAGCUUACUAAAAUCUUGACUAGCUAUCCUGCAGUGUUGAUAUGUAGUUUAAAGAAACAAAUUAUCCCUUCGUUUAAUUUACUGAGGAACUUGUUUCAGUCUGAUGAUAAGGCUAUUAAGACUAUAAAACGAUAUGGUGCUAUUUUUGUGUAUGAGUUUGAGAGGAAUUUAAUUCCCAAUAUGAAUGUUUUGAGAGGAAUUGGAGUCCCCGAAUCGAAUAUCCUAAUGCUGCUUAACCAUCAGCCUAGACCGCUUUUGUAUGAUCAGGUUCGGCUUAAGGAGAUUGUGGAGGAAGUUAAAAGAAUGGGGUUUGAUUCUUCGACGAAGAAGUUCAUCGAUGUGGUUAUUGCUUUGAGUUCAAUGAGCAAAUCCACUCUAGAGAAAAAAUUUGAUGUAUAUAGGAGAUGGGGUUGGUCGGACCAAGAGAUUCAUGAAGCUUUUCGAAGGUAUCCUAUGUGUAUGGCAGUUUCUGAGGAUAAGAUCAUGGCCGUAAUGGAUUUUCUGGUGAACAAAAUGGGCUAUAGUUCGACUCUCGUUGCCAAACAAUCGAGUAUUUUAAGGCAGAGUUUAGAGAAGAGGAUUGUCCCCAGGGCUUUGUUUGCUCGAGAAUUGUUAUCACAAGGUUUGGUUACUGACUUUAAAUUGUCUGUAUUGUUUCACACAUCGGAGAAGGUGUUUGUUGACCGUUUCGUAAACAAAGCACCAGACCUGUUGAAGCUAUACAAAGAAAACCUCAAUGCUUCAGAAAAAAAAAGGAGUUAGUAUAGGCUGCAACAUUAGUAUUUUGUAGUAUGUGCUAACUUUCAGUUUAGGACCAAAGGAAUUACAUUGAACGUGUUUUGUUGUAGUUCGAAUUUGUCAAUGGAAUGAACAGGCAAUGUUAUUUUAGCUGUAUUCUUUUCUUCCAUUGAUGAACCUUUAAGCUCAACAUUUUGCUUGCUUUGUUGUUUAUUUGAGUGUCCUUGGUUUGAAAUGCAAUAUUGUAAUGAGUUUUGAUGAAACUUAGUGUGUUUCUUUUUUCA
Molecule: messenger RNA, 1584 nt
Organism: Gossypium raimondii (Peruvian cotton)
Lineage: Eukaryota; Viridiplantae; Streptophyta; Magnoliopsida; Malvales; Malvaceae
Product: transcription termination factor MTERF8, chloroplastic-like
Exons: 1
Coding region: 179-1324 (381 amino acids)
Biological process (GO): chloroplast organization; regulation of DNA-templated transcription
Cellular component (GO): chloroplast
Molecular function (GO): double-stranded DNA binding
Source: RefSeq, a predicted model, not a curated record